Molecule: messenger RNA, 606 nt
Organism: Dictyostelium discoideum AX4
Lineage: Eukaryota; Evosea; Eumycetozoa; Dictyosteliales; Dictyosteliaceae
Exons: 1
Coding region: 1-606 (201 amino acids)
Source: RefSeq, a predicted model, not a curated record
AUGAAAAUUUUAUUUCAAUUUAUAUUUUUAUCAUUAUUAUUUAAAAGUAUUUAUUCAGGAUAUCUUAAAGUUGAAUACUAUCAAAUAAAUGAUUAUUCUUGUAAAAAUGGAAUGACCCUUGUUCAUUAUAGAACAACCAAUUUAUGUAAUGAAGGAACAAGCCUUAUGUAUACAUGUGAUGCUGCAAAUAAUAAUAUAACAAGAACCCAAUAUUAUGGAUCAAAUUGUCAAGGUGGAUCUGAAUCUAUAAAUCUUGAAGCAAAUAAAUGUACCAAUGAUUUUGGAACAUCAAAUAAUGUUAUUUAUAGUUGUACAGAAGAUUAUGAUCUUGGAACUAAUUCACUAGUUGAAUAUUUAACAAAUGGCCAAUGCCCUGAUUCUAACCCUGCUUGGAAGGAUGAUAUUAUUCAAGUAGCUUCCUUGGGUUUAAAUAUAUGCACCUAUACUGAUGUUGGCUCUAUUAAAACUACAAGUUGUAAUGAGACUUCAUAUGAUGAGAAUUAUUAUUUUAGUACCGAUUCCUGCACAAACGCUAUAUUCUCUCAUGCUCUAGAAUUCCCAGAGUGUAGCCAAAAUACACCAGAAAUCUAUUACUGUAAUAAUUAA